AUCACUCUGCAGUUCCCCGCUGCCGCUGCUCCGAAGGAGGUGCUGAAACCAUAUAGAUCUCGCUCUGUUACCUCUACCACCGCCGACAUUUGCAGCCAUUUUACACAAGCCGAACGGAAUCAUGUCGUGAGGCAUCACAUCACCUGGGACGACCGGACCCAGCUACGUCUGGACCGCGACAAGUCGACAAGAUGGUGAAGCGGAAAAGCCUGGAUGAGACCGACACGGAGUGCGGCAAGGGUAUACCGUUCCCGAUCCAGACCUUCUUGUGGAGGCAGACCAGCGCGUUUCUGAGGCCGAAGUUGGGGAAACAAUAUGAGGCAUCUUGUGUGUCCUUUGAGCGGGUGCUGGUGGAAAACAAGCUCCACGGUCUCUCCCCGGUGCUGUCGGAGGCCAUCCAGAGCAUCUCUCGCUGGGAGCUGGUCCAGGCCGCCCUGCCCCACGUGCUCCACUGCACCGCCAUCCUGCUCUCUAACAGGAACAAGCUGGGUCACCAGGACAAGCUGGGCGUGGCGGAGACCAAGCUGCUCCAUACCCUUCACUGGAUGCUACUGGAGGCGGCCCAGGAGUGCAACCAGGAGCCCAGCCUGGGCCACGGAUGGUCGGGAGGCAGCAGCAGCUCAGCCUUCCUCCAGCCAAUGGGGAUUGGGAACCAGGGUUCCCCGCCAGCCAGAGGUGGCCAAGGUGGCCCAGGAUCAGGGACCGGUUCUGGGUCAGGAGCGCCACGCUGUAGCGGGUCCCUGGAGGAGGAUGAGCACGCCCGCACCAAGCUCUUCCACAAGAGCAUGGCCACUGUGGAGCUGUUUGUCUUCCUCUUUGCUCCCCUCAUUCACCGCAUCAAGGAGUCUGAUCUGACUUUCCGAUUGGCCAGUGGUCUCAUCAUAUGGCAGCCAAUGUGGGAGCACCGGCAACCUGACGUCCCCGCCUUCUCUGCCCUCAUCAAGCCUGUGAGGAACAUUGUGACAGCCAAGAGGAACUCCCCGGUGAACAACCAGUGUAGCCCCUGUGGGUCCAGAAACCAAGGCCCCAUGGGUUUCCAGGUGGUCUGUGAAACGGCCCAAUCAGAUUCAUCCUCCCCCGGGGCUGGAGAGCAGAGCUGUCGCCGCGGCAACUCAGUGGAAAGAGGUGGGCCGUCAACGCGACAGGCUCCACUCGACAAAGGGAUCGCCAAGAAGAAGACCUCUGCCCCAGCGGGCAUCUCCGUCUCCCUGGCCCAGCGUGCCCGCUACGCCACCUACUUUGACGUGGCAGUCCUGCGCUGCCUGCUGCAGCCCCACUGGACGGAGGAGGGGGUGCACUGGGCCCUCAUGUUCUACCUGCAGCGCCUGCGUCAGAUCCUGGAGGAGCGCCCGGAACGCCCGCCGGAGCCACUGGUCCCGCCUCUGCCCCGCCCUCGCAGCAGCUCCAUGGUGGCCACCGCCCCCUCUCUCGUCAACACCCACAAGACUCAGGACAUGAGUCUGAAAUGCAAUGAGGAGGAUAAGUCCCUCAGCUCAGAGACCUUCUCUAAGGUGUCCCUGACCAACCUGCGCAGACAGGCUGUACCCGACCUUUCCUCUGACCUGGGGAUGAACCUCUUUAAAAAGUUCAAGAACCGGCGGGAGGACCGUGAGCGUAAGGGCUCCAUCCCGUUCCACCACACGGGCAAGAAGCGCCAGCGCCGCAUGGGUGUGCCCUUCCUGCUCCACGAGGACCACCUGGAUGUGUCCCCCACCCGAUCCACCUUCUCCUUCGCCAGCUUCUCUGGCGACGACCGGCGGGCGCUGGAGCGCGGGGGCUGGCAGGCUACCAUCAUGGGUAAGUUGACGCGGCGAGGGAGCACAGACACGGCUGCAGACACAGACAACCUGAGUGCUAAACACUCACACUCCCAUCACUCCCUGCUCAGAGACAUGCCAGACCACUCCAACAGCCACGGAGACAACACUGUUCACGCCAAGGGGGAGGUGCGUUCACAGAUCUCCACCAUCACCAUGGCGACGUUCAACACCACAGUAGCGUCCUUCAACGUGGGCUAUGCCGACUUCUUCACCGAACACAUGAAAAAGCUGUGUAACCCUGUACCCAUCCCAGAGAUGCCCCACGAGACGCUGGCGUGCGCCAACCUGCCCCGGAGCUUCACCGACUCGUGUAUCAACUACUCAUGCCUGGAGGAGGGAGACAACAUCGAGGGCACCAACAACUUCAUCCUGAAGAAUGGCAUGCUGGACCUUACGGCCAUCCUGCGGGCGGUCUACGCCGUGCUGACCCACGACAUCAGCUCACGCAUCUGUGACGUGUCGCUCAACAUCAUCGACUGCCUGCUGCAGCUGGGGGUAGUGCCGGGCAUGGGAAAGAAGCUCUCCAAGCCCGACGACAAGGAGAACGAUGAGACACGCCUCCCGAAGGAGGGGGCCAAUCAGAGCCUGAGUGGCGCCCAAGGGGGCGUGUCUGGAGGGUGCAGCGGGGCGGCACCAGGAGGAGGGGGUGGAGGAGGAGGAGGAGGGGGGGAUGGAGGAGGAGGUGGGGGAAGUGGAGGAGGGAGCGGAGGAGGAAGCAAGGACGAUGUGAAGAACAAUAAGGAGAAAGACAGCAAGGAGGACGGCUCUUCACUGAGUACCCACCGGCUGGCUCUUACCAUGCUGAUCAAGAUGGUCAAGUCUCUGGGUUGUGCCUACGGCUGUGGGGAGGGCCACAGAGGACUGUCAGGGGACCGGCUCCGCAUGCAGGCCCAGAACUGCCUGACCAACCUGUAUAAGCUGGACAAGCUGCAGUUCCGUCAGACCAUGAGGGACUACGUCAACAAGGACUCGCUCAACAACAUCGUGGACUUCCUGCACGCACUCCUGGGCUUCUGCAUGGAGCCCAUCACCAACAAUAAGGCCGGGUUCGGGAACAACUUCACCACGGGGGACAACAAGUCUCUGGCCCAGAACAUGGAGGCAGUGGUGGUGGGCUGCAUGUUCAAGUCUCUGAUCACUCGCUGUGCUUCCACCACGCACGAGCUGCACAGCCCUGAGAACCUGGGUCUGUACUGUGACAUCCGCCAGCUGGUGCAGUUCAUCAAGGAGUCCCAUGGCAACGUGUUCCGCAGGGUGGCACUGAGCGCGCUCCUGGACUCGGCCGAGAAAGUGGCCACCACCAAGAAGCCAGAGGAGAAAGAGGAGCCUAUCACCAAACCUACAGCAUCCAGGAGGUCAGAGGCAGGUGUGUCUGGGGAAAAGGGAGGGCAGCCGUCCACCGCUGCAGACGAGUGCCGCAGCUGCAUAUCCAGCCGCCCCCCCCAGACACCAGAGCAUGAUGAACAGAUUCCGGGGGCUCUGCUGGGCAAGAAGGACUUCUGGAGGAAAAUGUUCAAGUCACAGAGUGCUGCCAGCGACACCAGCAGCCUAUCAGAGCAGGACACGUCGGAAUGCACCACCGCCCACUCAGGCACCACCACGGACCGACGCACCCGCUCACGCUCCCGACGCAUCUCCCUGCGCAAGAAGCUCAAGCUGCCCAUCGGUAACUGGCUUAAGCGAUCAUCUCUCUCUGGGCUGACCGACGGGGUCGAGGACUUGUUGGACAUCAGCUCUGUGGACCGACUCUCCUUCAUCCGCCAGAGCUCCAAGGUGAAGUUCACCAGCAACGUGAAGCUGUCAGAGGGCGGCGGGGGAGCGGGGGGCGUGGAGUACGGCCGGGACGAGGAGGAGAAUUUCUUCAAGCGGCUCGGGCCCCAGGGGUUCCAGGAGCGCCUGGCAGCCAGCCAGGAGGCCAUGAAGAACAAGAACGUGGUGAACCUGACCGCCAUCCGCCAGGGCAUGAAACGCUUCCAGUUCCUGUUGAACUGCUGCGAGCCAGGCACCAUCCCUGACGCAUCCAUCCUGGCCGCUGCGCUCGACCUGGAAGCUCCCGUGGUUGCCAGAGCCUCCUUGUUCCUGGAGUGCGCCCGCUUCGUCCACCGUUGUAACCGUGGCAACUGGCCCGAGUGGAUGAAGGGUCACCACGUGAACAUCACCAAGCGGGGUCUGUCUCGGGGACGAUCGCCCGUGGUGGGAAACAAGAGGAACCAGAAGCUCCAGUGGAAUGCAGCCAAGCACUUCUGUCAAUGGGGAGAUGCCAUUGGUACGCGUCUCAGUGAGCUGUGCCACUCAGACAGCGAGAGUCCUGCCAACAUCCUGGGUUUUAUCUACGACGAGGAGACCAAGCGAAGAUUGAGAAAGGAGGACGAGGAGGAGGACUACUUAGACGACAAUACAGUCAACCCAACAAAAUGCGGCUGUCCUUUCGCUCUCAAGAUGGCCGCCUGCCAGUUACUGCUGGAGAUCACCACCUUCCUCAGAGAGACAUUCCCCUGCCUCCCCCGGCCACGCACAGAGCCCCAAGUGGAUUUGGAGAGCUGUCGAUUGAGGCUGGACCCUGAGCUGAGUCACCACCGUUAUGAGAGGAAGAUCAGCUUUGCCGGUAUCCUAGACGACGAGGACGGCCAUGACUCUUUGAACAGCAGCAGCCACACACUCAAGUCUGACACGGCCUGCGACGACAAGAAGUCCCAGGAGCCUCUGGCUCCCAUCAGGAAGAGUCGUGCCGGGGGCUCUCGCCUGCUGCAGAUCAAGGGGGCCAGGAGUUUCAGGGUGAAGAAGGGGGGCUCUCUGUCCUCCAUCCGCCGGGCCGGCAGCCUGAAGAGCACCAAGAUGUCCCGCCAAGACUCAGAGUCAGAGAACGAGGAGGGACUGCUGUCCCAGAGCAGGGACACUGUCACUGACAUAGGAAGUCCAUGGAGCACCAGUGAACCCAGUAUUGAGCCGGAGGGUUCAGGAGGCACCGGCGGAGCAGAGGACAACUACCACCGUAACAUGUCCUGGCUACAUAUCAUGAUUCUGCUGUGCAACCAGCAGAGUUUCAUCUGUACCCACGUGGAGUUCUGCCACCCACGCUGCUACCAGCACCACAGCCGCUCCUGUGCCCGCCUGGUGCGUGCCAUCAAGCUGCUCUACGGGGAGACAGUGGACAGCCUGAGAGAAGACAGUGCAGGGAACAUCAGUAGCCGGUCCAAGAAAAACAAGGAGUGGUCAGACAAGUCAAGUCUGAGGACCCCGUCCAUGAAGAGACGCCCCAAAGACUCCAACACCGAGGGCAAGAAGGACACGGGCAUGCUCAAGUACAUCCGCAACCAGGUGUUGAGCCUGUCCCCAGCUCCUCUGUCACUGCUGAUCAAGGCGGCGCCCAUCCUGACAGAGGACAUGUACGCAGACGUCCAGCCUGCAGCCUGGGAGCUCCUGCUGAGUGUGGACGAGCAUAUGGCUGCCGCUGCUGCUGCCAUGUUCUUGCUGUGUGCGGUGAAGGUGCCUGACGCGGUGACAGAGAUGAUGAUGGCUGAGUUCCAGCACGCUGAGGCGAGCCAGCGCAUCAACUCGGUUUUCAAGUUCUACACGCUGUGGCGCUUCCGCUACCAGGUGUGGCCGCGCAUGGAGGAGGGUGCCCAGCAGAUCUUCAAGAUCCCUCCGCCCAGCAUCAACUUCACCCUGCCCUCACCUAUCCUGGGCAUGCCCUGUGUGCCCAUGUUUGACCCGCCCUGGGUACCUUCCAACACUGGCAGUGUCCAAGACCCAAUCAACGAGGACAACUCUAAAUCUUUCUCGGCGCGGGCUGUGUCGCGCUCCCACCAGCGUGCAGAGCACAUCCUGAAAAACCUGCAGCAGGAGGAGGAGAAGCGGCGUCUUGGGCGCGAAGCCAGCAUCAUCACAGCCAUCCCCGUGGCCCAGGAGGCCUGCUACGAACCCACCUGCAGCCCCCCACCCGAGCAGGAGGAGGAAGCAGAAGAAGAGGUCAAUCUGGCGUCUCGCCGCAUGUCCGUCACUCCGUCCUGCACCUCCAGUAACUCUCACAGGAACUACUCCUUCCGCCGCGGCUCCGUGUGGUCAGUCCGCUCCGUGGUCAGCGCCGAGGAUGAGGAGAACACUACGGAGCACACGCCCACUCAUCACAUGCUGCAGCCCCCCCAGGCCGUCUUCCCAGCAUGCAUCUGUGCCGCCGUCUUACCCAUAGUGCACCUGAUGGAGGACGGGGAGGUGCGAGAGGACGGUGUGGCAGUGAGUGCAGUGGCCCAGCAGAUCCUGUGGAACUGUCUGAUCGAAGACCCCGCCCUGGUGCUCAGGCACUUCCUGGAGAAGCUCACCGUUAGCAAUCGACAGGACGAGCUGAUGUACAUGCUGAGGAAGCUGUUGAUGAACAUCGGUGACCUCCCAGCCCAGACCUCUCACAUCCUCUUCAACUACCUGGUGGGGCUGAUUAUGUACUUUGUGCGUACUCCGUGUGAGUGGGGUAUGGAUGCCAUCUCGGCCACGCUGACCUUCCUGUGGGAGGUGGUGGGCUACGUGGAGGGGCUCUUCUUCAAGGACCUCAAACAGACCAUGAAGAAGGAGCAGUGUGAGGUCAAGCUGCUGGUCACUGCAUCCAUGCCAGGAACCAAGACCCUGGUAGUGCACGGGCAGAAUGAGUGUGACAUUCCUACCCAGCUGCCUGUACAUGAAGACACUCAGUUUGAAGCCUUGCUCAAGGAGUGUUUGGAGUUCUUCAACAUUCCCGAGUCUCGGUCGGCACACUACUUCCUCAUGGACAAGCGCUGGAACCUCAUUCACUAUUCCAAGACUUUUGUGAGGGACAUCUAUCCGUUCAGGAGGUCUGUGUCUCCCCAGCUCAACCUGGUCCACAUGCUGCCAGAGAAAGGACAGGAACUCAUUCAGAAACAGGUGUUUUCCCGUAAACUGGAGGAGGUGGGCCGUGUUCUAUUCCUCAUCUCCCUGACCCAGAACAUGCCGGCCAUCCACAAACAGUCCCAUGUGUCCAUGCUCCAAGAAGACCUGCUCCGCCUGCCCUCCUUCCCCCGCACGGCCAUCGACGGAGAGUUCUCUCUCUUCAGCGAGCCACAGGGCAAGGAGCUCUUCGGCCUGGACACUCUCCACAAAGUCCUGUGGAUCAAACUACUAGAAGAGAUGUUUCUGGGCAUGCCCAGUGAGUACCCGUGGGGGGACGAGAUCAUGCUCUUCCUGAACGUGUUCAACGGUGCCCUGCUGCUGCACCCCGAGGACAGCGCCCUCCUCAGGCAGUACACGGCUACUGCCAUCAACACGGCCGUUCACUUCAACCACCUGUUCUCCCUGAGUGGAUACCAGUGGCUCCUCCCCACCAUGUUGCAGUCCUAUGCUGACUAUGAGAGUAACCCGCUGCUGAGACAGGGGAUAGAGUUCUGCGUCAGACAGUUCUACAUCCUGCACCGUAAACCCUUCAUCCUCCAGCUGUUUGCCAGCGUGGCCCCACUGCUGGAGUUCACAACCUGCACCAGUACAGGCCUGUCUAAGGGGGUGUCUGCUCAGUGCCUGUUUGACCUGCUGGUCUCUCUGGAGGGAGAGACGCGUGAUACCCUGGAUGCCCUGGAGCUGGUCAAGGCUGAAAAACCCCUACGAUCCCUGGACUUCUGCUAUGGUAGUGAGGACCUGGCCUUCUCCAUCAGUGAGUCCAUCAAGCUGUGUGUGACGGUGGUGGCCUACGCCCCAGAGUCUUUCAGGAGCCUACAGAUGCUGAUGGUGCUGGAGGCCCUGGUGCCAUGUUUUCUCCAGAAACUGAAGAGCAACACCAUGACCAUGGAGUCAGCCUCGGCAGCGCGGGACGAGAUCGCCGCCAUCGCCGCCCUGGCCACCUCCCUGCAGGCCCUGCUCUACAGCUCAGAGACCCUCACACGGCCUAUGACUGCCCCCCAGUUGAGUCGCUGUGAUCAGGGACACAAAGGUGCAACGACUGCCAACCACGCCAUGUCUGGAGGGCCCAACACCAGUCGCCUUGUGUCCGGCAUCAGGGACAACCUUCACCUGUUGGAGGAGGGCCAGGGGAUGCCUCGCGAGGAGAUGGACGAGCGGAUCGCCCGUGAGGAGUUUCGCCGGCCCCGGGAGUCCCUCCUGAACAUCUGCACUGAGUUCUACAAGCACUGCGGCCCGCGCCUCAAGAUCCUGCAGAACGUGGCCGGGGAACCCCGUGUCACCGCCUUAGAGCUGCUGGACAUCAAGUCCCACAUGAGAUUGGCAGAGAUCGCCCACUCCCUCCUCAAGCUGGCCCCCUACGACAGCCUGACCAUGGAGAGCCGAGGCCUGCGGCGCUACGUCACUGGGAUGCUGCCCAUCACCGAUUGGUCGUCCGAGGCCGUGCGGCCCGCCCUCAUCCUCAUCCUGAAGCGGCUUGACCGCAUGUUCAACAAGAUCCACAAGAUGCCUACGCUCAGGAGACAGGUGGAGUGGGAGGCGGCCAGUAGUCUGAUUGAAGGUAUCUGUCUGACUCUCCAGCGUCAGCCAAUCAUCUCCUUCCUCCCUCACCUCCGCUCCCUCAUCAAUGUCUGUGUCAACCUGGUGAUGGGGGUAGUAGGCCCCUCCAGUGUGGCUGAUGGGCUGCCCCUGCUCCACCUGAGCCCGUAUCUGUCCCCCCCUCUACCCUUCAGCACAGCAGUGGUCCGCCUGGUGGCUCUGCAGAUACAGGCUUUGAAGGAUGACUUCCCCCUGAGCCAUGUGAUCUCCCCCUUCACCAAUCAGGAGAGGCGAGAGGGCAUGCUGCUCAACCUGUUGAUUCCAUUCGUGCUGACAGUGGGUUCAGGGAGCAAAGACUCCCCACACCUGGAGCAGCCUGAGGUCUCUCUGCUCCUGCAGACGGUCAUCAACAUCCUCCUCCCCCCGCGCAUCAUCAGCACGUCCCGGACCAAGAACUUCAUGCUGGACACGUCCCCCGCCCACUGCUCCACCCCGGGGGACCAGGGCAAGGACCUGAGGAGAGAGGGCCUGGCCGAGUCCACCAGUCAGGCUGCAUACCUGGCUCUAAAGGUGGUGUUGGUUUGUUUUGAGCGGCAGCUGGGGAACCAGUGGUAUCGCCUCAGCCUGCAGGCCAAGGAGAUGUCUCUGAGGAAGGUGGGAGGCCUGGCCUUCUGGGACUUCAUAGAUUUCAUAGUGCGUACUCGGAUUCCCAUCUUCGUCCUGCUGCGUCCCUUUAUCCAGUGCAAGCUCCUGACCCAGCCAGCUGACUCCCAGGAGGAGAUCACGGCCCGCCACCACAUCGCUGACCAGCUGGAGCGUCGCUUCAUCCCCCGCCCCCUCUGCAAGAGCUCCCUGUUCGCAGAGUUCAACAACGAGCUGAAGAUCCUCAAGGAGGCCGUGCACAGUGGCUCUGCGUACCAGGGCAAGACGUCCAUCAGCACAGUGGGCACGUCCACCUCUGCCUACCGCCUGUCGCUGGCCACCAUGUCCCGGUCCAACACGGGCACGGGCACGGUGUGGGAGCAGGAGAGCCAGCCGUCACGCCAGCCCUCUCAGGACACGCUAAGCCGCACCGACGAGGAUGACGAACAGGAGCAGGAAGAGAAUGACUCUAUCAGUAUUCCCAGUGUGGUGAGUGAACAUGAGGUCUUCCUGCCCAGGCUCAUCACCCAGCGACGCUUCUCUAGUCACGCCACGGGCAGCGCCCAGCCUGAACCCAGCACCCGCAGCACCAUGCUGCCCAGCCACAGUGAACCCAAUGUGCUAGAUGAGUCUCAAGGACUGGAAGAGGGUAACCUGUCUAGGGUGGCCAGUGUGCAGAGUGAACCAGGUCAGCAGAACCUCUUGAACCAACCUCCGCUGGGACGCAAUAGAGGACUGAGACAGUUGCGACGCCCACUGCUGUCUCUUCCGAAGAGUGAGGCGCGAGGACCAGGUCGCUCUGGAGCCCGACUCUCCGCCACCCGCAGGAGCAUCCAGCCCAAGAACAAACCUCUGGAAACUUUAUUGGACUGCGAAGCAACCCACGGAUGGGACCAGAAAAGGGUGGUCACCUUCACAGAGGGCCAGCAGGCUCAGGCAAAGUCCCCCGACCCCGGUGGCGCCAAUGCGCACCCAGAGGGCAGGAAGUCCAGCCCGGCCCCUCCGAUCGCUCCCCCUGCUGCCCCUGGGGCCUCAUCCUCGGCCACCGUCAAAGCUGACCUCCACAGCCCUGCCAAGAAACAGUUAUCGAUGGAGAGCAAGGAGAAACGAGAACAGUGGGGCCUCCGCAGCAGCCUCUCUCCUCGGCCCUCCAUCUCCCGCGCCUCCACCCCCACCCCACCCUCCUCCUGCUCUCCUCUCCCUCCUCCACCUCUCCCCAUCUCCCGCGCCUCCACCCCCACCCCACCCUCCUCAUGCUCUCCUCUCCCUCCUCCACCUCUCCCCAUCUCUCGCACCUGUUCUCCCCUCCCCCCUCUGCCGAUCCUGGGGAUCCGACCCCCCGCUCCCCCCACCCACCUCUUCCAUCCUGGUCCGUCCUCCCAUCAGACCCCCGAGAGCCCCGAGGACGAGGACACGACUGCCCUGCUGGGGAGGAACGCAGACACCCUCCUCCACAUUUCAGAGGACAAUGGGGGCACAGAGAACCCCCUGCUCGCCCCCCUGCUCUCCCCCCGCCGCUUGCCCGCCCUGGCCCCACACCACUCCCCCGCCCUGCCCCCCCGCCGCUCCCCCCUCCCCAUCUCCCCAGUCGACCUGGACCUGGAUGAGUCCCACGUCUGAGAAGCGUCCCUGUAACGUUUCAGUAACGUUUUGUUAACAUUUCAGUAACAAAACUCGUAACGUAACGUUAUAACUAGGGCCAGGAGUUUUUCCCUGACUGAACUUGCGUGACCGCACUAGGAAAAAGUCCUGGCCCUAGUUACAAGGCUCUAAACUACAGACGUAGGCUAUAACUAGGGCCCAGAGUUUUGACCCUUUAGGUUAAAUCACAUGGUCCGGCUGGGGAAACUCCUGGCCCUAGUUAUGACCCUGGCAGGGUAGCUUCUCUAUGUCGGUCCCCUUCUAUAUCUUUGGAGUCUGUGUUUAGACAUUGAGCUGCCUGAUAACUCUGUAUCCUUCUAGCUAACGGAGGUCAGAGGGCGCUUGAAAAAUGAGGAACCUGUUGGAAUACUCUGAAAAUAAAAAUGCAUCCUCCCUUCCUUGAUCUAAUCUGACAUAAAAUGUCUGGUGAAAUCAGUGCAGUAGAAUCCUUGCUCUCACCUAUCCAAUCACGUUAGAUUAGUGAUUACCUCAAGAAAAGGGAGGAAAGAUGCAUCUUUAGAGUAUUAGAACAUGGCCAAGGACCAAUACCUGUUAAGUGUUCUCCUCUUGCCCACUCCCCUGCCCCUCUCUCCCCUUCUCUCUCUACUCUCUUCUGUCCUGUUAGAGCUCCAAGAUGAAAUCCAUACUUCACUAUGUCUACAGUACCAGUGACAGUACAUCCUCACCUCUGACAUUUGAACCCAUCUCAUACCAAAGUAUUCAAAUCAAAUGCAGAAUCAACAUGCCUUCUUCACACGUCAGGGUGGAUUCAUCCAUGGAGUCCCAACAGGUGAUCAAGUGGGACUGUUACUGUUGCUAGGUAGAUCACAUUCUAUUUGUUGUGGUCUAUUGAAAAGAGAAGGGAGAGUGUUUCCAGCCAUUGGCUGCUACAAACAGACAUCUGUUUACCUUUUGGUUGACCUUGUCACCUCCCAAGAACUGUUUACAGUGAAGCUGCUGAAGGGUAAACUGUUGACUAGAGAAAUUAAAUGUAUAUUAGCUAUGAUAUUAUAUAAUAUUAUGAAAUGUAUUAUAUUUAAUCCUGAAGACUAUUUUAAAGAAAGAUUUAAAUAUAUAAUUGUCAAAGUAUUGCAGAGAGGCAUAGUAUGUUUGUCAUUAGGAUAAUAUAUUAGUGGCCUCCCAGGUGGCCACACUGCGGUCUAGGGCACUGCAUCGCAGUGAGGUGUCACUACAGACCCGGGUUCGAUCCCAGGCUGUGUCACAACCGGCCGUGACCAGGAGUCCCAUAGGGCGGUGCACAAUUGGCCCAGCGUGGUCUGGGUUAGGGGAGGGUUUGGCAGGGGGGGCUUUACUUGGCUCAUUGUGCUCUAGUGACUCCUUGUGGCGGGCCGGGCACCUGCAGGCUGACAUUAGAAGUCAGUUAAACGGUGUUUCCUCUGACACAUUGGUGCAUCUGGCCUCCGGGUUAAGUGGGUGGGUGUUAAGGAGCGUGGUUUGGCUGUUUGUUUCAGAGGACGCAUGACUCAACCUUUGCCUUUUUUUGGUGAAAAAAAGGGGGGAAAACCAGAAUGUUUAUUUAUUAAUAGAUGGAUAGAUUGACAUAAUUAUUUAUAAAAUAUUUAUCCUCUUUCUAGGUUUGAUUUAUUGACAAUUGACACACUGGGUGGUUGUUAUUUUCCUGUGGAAGUUGAGUCUGUUAGAUGAGAAGAGGUUCUUUAUGGAGGUUGAGUCUGUUAGAUGACAAGAGGUUCUUUAUGGAGGUUGAGUCUGUUAGAUGAGAAGAGGCUCUUUAUGGAGGUUGAGUCUCUUAGAUGAGAAGAGGCUCUUUAUGGAGGUUGAGUCUGUUAGAUGAGAAGAGGCUCUUUAUGGAGGUUGAGUCUGUUAGAUGAGAAGAGGCUCUUUAUGGAGGUUGAGUCUCUUAGAUGAGAAGAGGCUCUAUAUGGAGGUUGAGUCUGUUAGAUGAGAAGAGGUUCUUUAUGGAGGUUGAGUCUGUUAGAUGAGAAGAGGCUCUUUAUGGAGGUUGAGUCUGUUAGAUGAGAAGAGGUUCUUUAUGGAGGUUGAGUCUGUUAGAUGAGAAGAGGCUCUUUAUGGAGGUUGAGUCUGUUAGAUGAGAAGAGGCUCUUUAUGGAGGUUGAGUCUGUUAGAUGAGAAGAGGCUCUUUAUGGAGGUUGAGUCUGUUAGAUGAGAAGAGGCUCUUUAUGGAGGUUGAGUCUGUUAGAUGAGAAGAGGCUCUUUAUGGAGGUUGAGUCUGUUAGAUGAGAAGAGGUUCUUUAUGGAGGUUGAGUCUGUUAGAUGAGAAGAGUCCAAAGCGCUAUAAGUGGGGCAGGUCAUAUUUGGAAGACAAUCCUAACAUCAACUGAAGUACAAUUAGGGUCUCCAUAUAACUGAGGUUCAGCAUUGUAGCACGCUUGAAAUGUGAAGGUAAUUUCAGAUUGAGCCGACAUAAGUAGCGUUUGCUGUGAAUGCAGUCUCCACUAACGCGGGAAACCUUUGCAUUUAAAUGUCAGACAGGCUACAACACAGAACUUCUGCGAUACGGAUUGAGUCCAGCCCUUAGUCGUGCAUUCAUGUCAAUGGGAAACUAAGUGGACAUCUUGUCAAAGUUAGGUUUCGCCCCUUCGAGGGUAAAGGUCUUGUUUUAGUAUGAUGAAUGUAAAACUAUCAUACCAUACCACAACUAACAGCUCACUGGGCACAUACGUCACUUCAACGGUUAAAAGUUGGGUAAAAAUAAGUUGAUUCAACGUCAUCACAGUGAUUAUUUUGGUUGAAAUGACGUGGAAACAAUGUUGAUACAACCAGUUUUGGCCCAGUGGACGGAUGUUGUUUUAUGUGUAACCAAAUCCAGGUUCUGUUUUGAAUAGCCUCCAAAGUAAUAGUGACCUUCUGUUGUACUGAAAGCAUCAUGCAUAAAGAAUAGGUAACUGGUUAUGGGCAACGUGGUAUUAUUAGUAUGUCCCAGUAAUGUCAGAGAGUUUAUAAUGAUGCUUUUUAUUGUUGUGUUUUCAAUGUCUUGAAGAAAGGUUUCUAGUACUCAAAACAUUAUGGCAACAAGAUCCCUGAUUCUUAGUUGUAGCAGUUAGGAUACCUCCUUGUUCAACUUAUGCCUUAAACUAGAGAACUGGGAGGACCCCUCCAGCUCCUUGAUAAUGGUCUGUUCCCUGACUGAGGUCCCCUUAUGUGCCAUGGGGCUUGGUACAGUCCAAACCUGAGAUGGGUGUGCUGCAGUCUACCAUCUUCUGGUUAAUGUUGGUUUUGCACCAGAUCAGUGAAAAGAGGAUGUUUUUUACACAGUUUAGUUCAUAACUACAUUAGGAACAACUUCCUAAUAUUGAGUUGCACACCCUUUUCCCCCUCAAAACAGCUUCAAUUGGUUGAGGCACGGACACUGAAAGUUGUGGAAAGUGUUCCACAGGGGUGCUGGCCCAUGUUGACUCCAAUGCUUCCCACAGUUGUGUCAAGUUGGCUGGAUGUCCUUUGGGUGAUGUACCAUUCUUGAUACACAUGGGAAACUGUUGGGCGUGGAAAAACCCAGAAACAUUGCAGUUCUUGACACAAACCGGUACGCCUGGCACCUAAUACCAUAUCCCCUUGAAAGGCACUUAAAUCAUUAGUCUUGCCUAUUUACCCUCUGAAUGGCACACAUACACAAUCUGUGUCUCAAUUGUCUCAAGGCUUAAAAAUAAUUCUUUAACCUGUCUCCUCCCCUUCAUCUACACUGACUGAAGUGGAUUUAUGAGGGAUCAUAGCUUUCACCUGGAUUCACCUGGUCAGAGCAGGUGUUCCUAAUGGUUUGUACACACAGUUAUAUGUAAAAGGAAGAACUGGGCUUUUCCUGAAUAUCUUCUACCAUUUCCCCGUGUUUGACGGCGUCAGUGCAGAAGCGUUAGUAGUGAUAUGAAUAGGUGCCAUAAUGCACAUAUGACUAUUGCACUGUGAGUCAGUCUCAUAGCUGUGUCUGCUUCUGUGUGUGAUCUAAAUGUACUGCUGUGUAGUUCCCACAGAGGCUGGUUAUCAGAUCUAUAGUGCCCAUAUCGUUAGAGGGGUUAUCAGAUCUAUAGUGCCCAUAUCGUUAGAGGGGUUAUCAGAUCUAUAGUGCUCAUAUCGUUGGAGGGGUUAUCAGAUCUAUAGUGCUCAUAUCGUUAGAGGGGUUAUCAGAUCUAUAGUGCACAUAUCGUUAGAGGGGUUAUCAGAUCUAUAGUGCCCAUAUCGUUAGAGGGGUUAUCAGAUCUAUAGUGCCCAUAUCGUUAGAGGGGUUAUCAGAUCUAUAGUGCUCAUAUCGUUGGAGGGGUUAUCAGAUCUAUAGUGCUCAUAUUGUUAGAGGGGUUAUCAGAUCUAUAGUGCACAUAUCGUUAGAGGGGUUAUCAGAUCUAUAGUGCCCAUAUCAUUCUAGAACCCACGGGGGAUAAUACAAAAGUCUAUUAUACUGUAUAAGCCAAUUAUACUGUAGGCGACAUCUUCUGGUGUCCCUGUGGACAUGUGUUGUCUUGUCAGUGCUAACGGUCAGUGUCUGUCCGUGUGUGUAGUGCCAAUGCUCUCUGCUGCUGAGCUGUCCUUGUGCAGAUGCUUUCUGGGAGGUUGGCAUGGAGACUUAUUCAUCAAACGUGCCAUACAUUCCAAAGUCAUCUGCAUUCUGCAGUUUGUCCCAUGUAAUGCACUGUUGAAGUGCUCUACUUCAAACUGGAACUGUUUUGGGUGAGCGAUCUAUUUAGGAUUGCAAAAUGUCGAACUUUUCCAAAAUAACCAGGUUUUACAGAAAUCUUGGUUGGAGGAUCCCGGAUUUCUUGUCUAUUACUUUCUGAUUCCUUGACUCUUCCAACUAGUAUAUCAGGAGUUUGAGGAAAGUUACCAGAAUCUGGAGACCUGAGUUCUAUUGCAUUGUCAAUUACAAUUUGUAGUACCGGUAAGCACACUGUAUUGCUUUAAACAUAAUCAGAAAAUGAUAUUUUUAGAUGAUUGCCAACUCAUAGCUAACGCGUGCGUAACAUUCUGUGGACAACUUGUUAAUUGAUGAUGUUUGUCGCAAUGAAAUAUGUUUCUAGUUUGUUUAGUUUAGUUCUAUUUCUUACAUGUUAUGGAGGAUAGCUGGAUCUGUGUUGUUCUGGCUCUGGGAAUAACCUUUCCAUAAACUAGGAAGUUUACCUCAAAGUCCACAUGCUAGGGGCGGCAAGUAGCCUAGUGGUUAGAGCGUUGGACAAGAAAAAGCUGACAAGGUAAAAAUCUGUCGUUCUGCCCCUGAACAGGCAGUUAACCCACUGUUCCUAGGCCGUCAUUGAAAAUAAGAAUUUGUUCUUAACUGACUUGCCUAGUUAAAUAAAGAUAAAAUGCUGUAUGGUGGAGCUGUGAGAUAUUCAGAAGUGUGUGUGUCAAAUGCAGGGGCCCCCAGGGGUGGUUAGCAGUGGAGGCUGGUGGGAGGAGCUAUAGGAAGACAGGCUCAUUGUAAUGGCUGGAAUGGAAGCCUGCCCUCCUAUAGCUCCUCCCACCAGACUCCUCAGGUGGAAAGUGGAAGUGACACAUUAUGGCCUAGAUACAUAUAUUAUAUUUUGAUAUUUUAUUUCUCCAGAUAUAUAUUAACAUCAGCAGUUGUUCAUAUUCAAUCAUGGUUCCAUCAACAUGUAUUUUUUCCUCUGUGUGACUCUGAAAUAUAUCCUAUUAUAUACUUAAGAUAUUUAUUUCAAAUGAUUGUCUUGUCCUGUGUUCUCAAUCUAUUCUAAAAUAUAGCUAUAUCAAAGUAUUUAUGAGAUAUUUAAAGAAUAAAUGGAUAUUGUUGUAUACAAUGUUA
Messenger RNA from Oncorhynchus mykiss (rainbow trout), 16281 nucleotides. Lineage: Eukaryota; Metazoa; Chordata; Actinopteri; Salmoniformes; Salmonidae. The record is from RefSeq and is a predicted model, not a curated record.